AUGCGGCGGGAUGAGCGCUCGGCGUGGGCGAAUUGGGAACGAAUACGCGAUAGACCAUAUGCAUUAGAUACAGUCGGAGUGAGACAGGCGUAUUGGGGUGACCCCCCCCCCCCCCCCCCCCUCCUCUCGUCCACACCUGCUGCCCUCCCUGCUGCUGGCGGCCGAACGCUGGCUUCGCGCCAAGGUGUCUCCUGCGGUGUCGUUGACACCAAACCACCGCUGCAAUCGUUGUGGCAGGGCUUCGUUGGCAAGUCGCCGUUCUUCCCCGGCGUGGAGGAGGCUGCGGUGGUGGCGGGGGCGGCGGGCGCCGGCUCUCCCUCUGUGCCGCCCGACCAGACGCAGGACGUGGUCUCCAGGCUCAGCGCUGCCGGUCUGUCGAUGUGCGUGAGCGCCCUGGGCUCUCCGGCGCGCUCGUCGCCCGUGUCCGCUGGCUCGGAGCACGGCGAACGCUUCAGCCGGAAGGUGUUCGUCGGCGGGCUACCGCCCGACAUUGACGAAGAUGAGAUCACUUCAUCGUUCCGGCGCUUUGGGCCGCUGGUGGUGGACUGGCCGCACAAGGCCGAGAGCAAGAGCUACUUCCCGCCCAAGGGCUACGCUUUUCUCCUGUUCCAGGACGAGAGCUCGGUGGCGGCGCUGAUGGAGGCGUGCAUAACGGACGAUGACAAGCUGUACCUGUGCGUGUCGUCGCCUACCAUUCGCGACAAGCCCGUGCAGAUUCGGCCGUGGAGGCUGGCCGACGCGGACUUUGUUCUCGACGCCAGCAUGCCACUGGAUCCGCGCAAGACUGUGUUUGUUGGUGGAGUGCCGCGCCCGCUCAAGGCUGUGGAACUCGCGAUGAUCAUGGACCGGUUGUAUGGUGGCGUGUGCUACGCCGGCAUCGACACGGAUCCGGAACUGAAGUACCCCAAGGGCGCUGGCAGAGUGGCGUUCUCCAACCAGCAGUCGUACAUCGCGGCGAUCUCGGCGCGCUUCGUCCAGCUGCAGCACGGGGACAUCGAUAAGCGUGUCGAGGUGAAGCCGUACGUGCUGGACGAUCAGAUGUGCGACGAGUGCGCGGGCGCCAGGUGCGGCUCGAAGUUCGCGCCGUUCUUCUGCGCCAACGUCACUUGCCUGCAGUACUACUGCGAGCACUGCUGGGCGACGAUCCACUCGCGGCCCGGCAGGGAGUUCCACAAGCCGCUGGUGAAGGAGGGCGCCGACCGGCCCCGCGCCGUGCCCUUCCGCUGGUGU
Molecule: messenger RNA, 1230 nt
Organism: Iphiclides podalirius (scarce swallowtail)
Lineage: Eukaryota; Metazoa; Arthropoda; Insecta; Lepidoptera; Papilionidae
Source: the annotation of a GenBank genome assembly